UGUGGACCUAUUUUUAUAAUUAUUGUCAUGCGAUAAAUACAAUGGAUAAAAAACUUGGUUCAACUGGGAAAGAAACAUCUAAAAUAAAUAUAAAGAAUGAGAAAAUAGCGGAAAUGGCAGCCAAAAUUGAUGAAACUGAUGAAAUGAAACUUAAAAUGUUGGCUGGACUGGAUAAACCGGAUCCUGAUGAUAUUUUAUAUCCACCGGAACUUAAUGCACAUCUAAUUGAACAACUGAAGGUAAUGACUGGGGAAAACAAUGAAUUACGUAAAUGCGUCUUCACUAAAGAUGAAGAAAUAAAACAACUAAACAGAACAAUUUCUGAUCUUAAUCAACGCAUACGUGAUAUCAUAUCCGGUUCCGGGCCGGCGAUAUCUUCAAAGUCAGCGGGUAUUAUUAGUGCAAAAAUAGCAGAACUAUGUAAACAAAAUCGACAUCUAGUAGCCGAAGUUGAAAGCUAUAAAACUAAGAAUUCCACAUUGGAGAGAAAACUUGUACAGUUAGAUAUUAUAAAUAAAGAAAAUGCUAAACUAGAUAGCUGUCUUUGUAAAGAAGAACCCAUUGAUGCGAAUCCUGAUGAACUGAAAGAGUUGAAUAAUAAACUUGCUGUUGUGAAUAAAAAGUUAUACGAUAGCAAAAACAGAAAUCUUGAACUGAAAAAUGAUAUACUGAUAGCGACUAAAAUACUACAACAAGAACUAGGAGACAAAUUUACGAGUAUUAAAGAUCUGCAAAAUGAAUUAGCGGGAUGGAAGGGUAGAGCCCAACAAAUCGUUUUAUUGCAAUCUAGAAUUAAUGUAUUGGAAGAAAAAUUAAAUGGAAAACAAAAAGAUCUUAUUGAGAUUAAAAAACAUGAUCAAGCACAGAUUAUACGGGAAAUAGAGGCGAAAAGGAAGAAAGAAAUAGACAGAGCAAUGGCUGGUUUGGAAUCGUUAAAAGCGGACAAUUGCGAGCUGAAGAAAAAAUUAGAUGGAGCAAAAUGUAGGAUUAGAAAUCUUGAAUGCGAUGCUACACUAAUAAGACAAAAAAUGCAAACCCUUGUUGAAAAAAGUAACCACGAUGAUCUUCUUAUAAAUGAACAACGGAAUCAAAUCAAAAGCCUUGAAUUGUAUUAUCAAGAAAUUUUAAAAGAAAACACGGUGAAAAUGAACAAAAUGCACAGCGAAAUUGCCGAAUAUCAGAAGCUUAUAAAAAAUACUGACGCUAAAAUUGAUGCUUUACGCGAGCAAGCUUCUGAAAAGGCCACAAAAAUUGAGGAACUAAGAGCUCAAUUGCUUAGAUACGAGGAAUGUUCCUUACAAAGCGUAUUCUUUACUCCCAUGAAAACAGCUACAGACAACGAAAUAAAGAAGUUGUCUGAUUUAGUUGUAAAAUUAAAUGAAAGGCUAGAUACAGAAAGGCACAAAUGGGAAGAGCUUGAUACAUUGCAUAGAAAAACUAAAGAGAAGAAAAGAAAACUGGAAAGGAAACUGUCAAUGCUUGAAGAAGAAAUUAAGAAUUUAAGGGAAUCGAGGAGAGGUUCUCGGACAUCAAAAACUGCGCUAGUAAAGGAUCAAAUGAUUGAUUCUUUUGCACAUGCUGCGUCUUUAAGUAAGAAACAAUCUUCUAUAGCAGCUAUCGCUGUGAAACCGAGUGAGACAACAUCCUCGGAAACACCUCAAAGUGAAGCUUACGAUAUUCUUGACAAAGACGAGCUCAAAUAUAAAUUAGAACUCGCGGAGGAAAAAUUAAAAAUUAUGGAGGACAAAUUAAAAAUGAUUGAAGAAGAAAAGCACGAUGAUUAUAAUCAUUUAACGGAUAUGAUACAAACUUCUAAACAAUUGUUUAAUGAAGCUUUAGCGGUUUUGAAAACAGAUAAAUGCCAAUGUAUGUCUUAAUUAUUAUUAAAAUCUUCUUAUGAUAUGGA
Messenger RNA from Colias croceus (clouded yellow), 1906 nucleotides. RefSeq names its product putative leucine-rich repeat-containing protein DDB_G0290503. The transcript has 4 exons. Bases 42 to 1877 code for a protein of 611 amino acids. NCBI's taxonomy places the organism in Eukaryota, Metazoa, Arthropoda, Insecta, Lepidoptera, Pieridae. Gene Ontology annotation, cellular component: centriolar satellite. The record is from RefSeq and is a predicted model, not a curated record. Gene Ontology annotation, biological process: cytoplasmic microtubule organization; non-motile cilium assembly.